CGGCGGCGGUGGCGGCGGCUCGAGCGGCUGCGCUGGGAGGCGGCGGUGAGCGGCUCUCACGCCCCCGGCCCGGCCCCGGUCCCCGGGGACCGAGCGCCGAGCAGCCCCGGCUCCCGGCUACGGACUAUGGGCGAGCAGCGCUGACCACCCGGGGAAGGACUGAUCGGGGCCUCCCCUGCAGAGAGCUGAGAAUGAAGCGGAGAGCAUCCGACAGAGGAGCUGGGGAAACGUCGGCCAGGGCAAAGGCUCUAGGAAGCGGGAUUUCCGGAAAUAAUGCCAAGAGAGCUGGACCGUUUAUCCUCGGUCCCCGUCUGGGCAACUCCCCGGUACCGAGCAUCGUGCAGUGCUUGGCAAGGAAAGAUGGCACGGAUGACUUCUACCAGCUGAAGAUCCUUACCCUUGAGGAGCGGGGCGACCAAGGAAUAGAGAGCCAGGAGGAGAGGCAGGGCAAGAUGCUGCUGCACACCGAGUACUCGCUGCUGUCCCUGCUCCACACACAGGACGGCGUGGUGCACCAUCACGGCCUCUUCCAGGACCGCACCUGUGAAAUUGUUGAGGACACAGAAUCCAGCCGAAUGGUUAAGAAGAUGAAGAAGCGGAUCUGUCUCGUCCUGGACUGCCUGUGUGCACACGACUUCAGCGACAAGACUGCUGACCUGAUCAACCUGCAGCACUACGUCAUCAAGGAGAAGAGGCUCAGUGAGCGGGAGACCGUGGUCAUCUUCUACGACGUGGUGCGCGUGGUGGAGGCCCUGCACCAGAAAAACAUCGUGCACAGGGACCUGAAACUUGGGAACAUGGUGCUCAAUAAAAGGACGCAUCGGAUAACCAUCACCAACUUCUGCCUCGGCAAGCAUCUGGUGAGCGAGGGGGACCUGCUGAAGGACCAGAGGGGGAGCCCCGCCUACAUCAGUCCCGACGUGCUCAGCGGCCGGCCUUACCGGGGCAAGCCCAGCGACAUGUGGGCCCUGGGCGUGGUGCUGUUCACCAUGCUCUACGGCCAGUUCCCCUUCUACGACAGCGUCCCACAGGAGCUCUUCCGCAAGAUCAAGGCCGCCGAGUACACCAUCCCGGAGGAUGGGAGGGUCUCUGAGAACACCGUGUGUCUCAUCCGAAAACUGCUGGUCCUCGACCCCCAGCAGCGCCUGGCUGCCGCUGACGUCCUGGAGGCCCUGAGCGCCAUCAUUGCGUCCUGGCAGUCCCUGUCAUCUCUGAGCGGGCCCUUGCAAGUGGUUCCUGACAUCGACGACCAAAUGAGCAACGCAGACAGCUCCCAGGAGGCGAAGGUGACGGAGGAGUGCUCCCAGUACGAGUUUGAGAACUACAUGCGGCAGCAGCUGCUGCUGGCCGAGGAGAAGAGCUGCAUCCACGAGGCCCGGAGCUGGGUGCCCAAGCGCCAGCUAGGCAGCGUGCCCCCCGUGCGGCGGCUGGGCCACGACGCGCAGCCCAUGAGCUCCCUGGACACAGCCAUCCUGGCACAGCGCUACCUGCGCAAGUAGCAGCCUCAGCAGGGGCGUCAGCACCAACACCACCUCUUGUGCCCCAGCCGAAGGCCUGGCUGGCGGGCUGGAUCCUAGCGUGCUGGACUGCCCCAGGUUGCAGCGGGGACGGGGCAAGGCCGGGGACAGCCCAGGCCACACGUGUGGUCAGCAGAGGUACCACGAAGCUACCUUUUGGAAUGAUUGCCUGAUUGUUUGGUUUUUUUAAUCUGAGAAGCCUAGAUAACUAAUCUGCUUUUAAUCAUGACGUUUUAAUCUACCUCUGUCUCUGUAACCAUGCUGUCUCUGGACUGAGUCAGAGCAAGGAGGAGGGGCAUACCACCCGCCCCGGUCCAGACAGCGGACCGUGCAGCCCGCGGCUGGCUCCCCACACCCAGCCCCUCCCCAGCUGUCGCCACCCCCCUUCCCCCGCCAGGGCCCUCAGUCCAGGCUUUGGAAAAUCUUCACCUCAUCUUAAGCUGAAUUCAAAUAUAUUUAUUUUUUUACUGAAACCAAUUUCUCUCCCAUCUCCAGGUGGCUGGGCCCAUGGACAUCAGGGGGUCACGGCCCGCCCAGGGCUCCCUGCCGGCCCCAGGCACAGAGAAGCCCUUCUUGCCAGCCCCUGUGCCCCUGCAGCCUGUCAGCCCUCUGCUGGCGGCGAUGGGGAGGCCUUCCCAGCCUCGGCUCUGUCUCCCACCUCGGGAGUCACUGAGGCGCCAGGCACACGCAUUAGCCCUGGCUUCCUUCUCCCUCCUUCGCUGUGGUACCGAGCUGACGUGGGCACACGCAUGAGGGCUGCUUGGUGGCCGGGGGGGGCCGUCCCUGCGCCUGGCGUGACCGGGUGGCCCUGCUUGUGUUUCUCUCAUUCCCCACCGCACCUGCGGUCACAGAAUGGCCAGGCCCCUCCCCUCUGGCCCUGGCCUCCGUGGGUGGGGGACUCUGCCCCACCUGGCCUGGGAACAGCACUGCUGCCCUUUUUGAGCCGAGACUGAAGUGAUGCCCGUCUUGCCAGAAACGCUGUUCUCACCAGGAUACCCACCCUGCGCACGGGGCCUGGGCCCCCAAGUGUUCCCUCCGGCCUUUCCUUGCUCCCCAGUGGCUAGGUGACCGAAUUUCCCAGAUUGUGAGCUCCCCUCCCUCCCCCCAAAAGCUGACUCACUGUGAGUGACCUUGGGCAAGUUCCCAAACCUCCUUGUGCCUCAGUUUCCCCAUCUGGAAAAAAUGGGGCCACCUCUUGCCAGCAGUAGCAGGGCCGCCCAUGCCCCUCCCUCCCACCCCGUGCCCCCAUCCAGCACUUGGGCACCUCGUGCCUCUGCCUCAGUGGGCCCUUGGGAGCCCACCUGAGCCUAGCACUUUCCCUGCCUGCCAGGCUCUGCCUCCGGCUCAGCGUCAGCUGCUGAGAGCCAGGGUGUGGUGCGGUGGGGUGGGGAUGCCCCCUUUUCUAUAUUUAUUUCAUGAAAGUCUCCCAAGGGAGCACAGGCGCAGUCGGCCCAGGGUGGGUCAGAGGCAGGGUCGUCCCGGCAGAGCCCCUGCCCAGGGCCACCCAGGCACCCUGGGCUGCUUCCCACGUGUGGUCUUUCCUGACCUCUUCAAAGCAAUAUCCUCGGGUCCGCGUAGCCCCGUCAGACCGGCCCGCCUGCGGUCAGCCCAGGGGCCUGACACGAUCCUGGCGAAGCAAAGGAGAGCUUGGGUCUGCCCUCGCUGGGUGCCACACACUGAGAGAAGUCCUGUUGUAAAGACACAACAAAAUGGAAAAAGUCACAAAAAAGUUUGUAUAAAGACAUAUUUUUGUACUACAUGGGGACUCUUCCUGCAUGUCAGCAAUAAAACUUCCUGAUCU
Molecule: messenger RNA, 3318 nt
Organism: Lepus europaeus (European hare)
Lineage: Eukaryota; Metazoa; Chordata; Mammalia; Lagomorpha; Leporidae
Gene: STK40
Product: serine/threonine kinase 40
Exons: 12
Coding region: 192-1499 (435 amino acids)
Biological process (GO): protein phosphorylation
Molecular function (GO): protein kinase activity; ATP binding
Source: RefSeq, a predicted model, not a curated record